Molecule: messenger RNA, 1343 nt
Organism: Exophiala mesophila
Lineage: Eukaryota; Fungi; Ascomycota; Eurotiomycetes; Chaetothyriales; Herpotrichiellaceae
Exons: 3
Coding region: 162-1154 (330 amino acids)
Biological process (GO): nucleosome assembly
Cellular component (GO): chromatin; nucleus
Molecular function (GO): chromatin binding; histone binding
Source: RefSeq, a predicted model, not a curated record
GAAAUCUUUGACACACUGAUCCUACACGAAGAUCCGUAUCGAUCUAGAUUCCAAUCGGUCUAUCAGAGUGAUAUCCGAGGUCCGUCUGGACACAUUACAUCUCCGUUCAUUGUUUGAGAUCUACCACAUCUCGACUUCACUUGUCGCGUCAACAAUUCAUCAUGGCAACCUCGACGGAAGACGUGACAAACAUUUUCCAAGAGUUGGGCACCUUGGAAAGAUCAUUCGCCGAGGUGGAAAUCGAUGCCUUGCGACGAAAAGAACAAGCCUUGAAGCCCCUCUACGCGCGCCGGAACAAGCUACUCUCCCGAGUCCCUGAUUUCUGGCCGACCGUCUUUGGCAACGGCCCCGAGGAUGUCCGACAGUUCAUCUCACCCAACGACCUUCAACUUCUCUCCUCAAUCACCUCCUUCUCGGUCGAGCGGUAUCAAAUCAAGUCUGAAACCGAUGGCGAGCCGAGAUCUCUGCGGUUCACCUUCGAGUUCGCCGACAAUGACAUCAUCGAGGAUAAGAAGUUGGUAAAAGAAUUCGAGUAUCACGCGGCGGAGGCCGGCCCAGGGAGCAUGGUGUCUAAACCUGUCGCAAUCAAGUUCAAGAACAAGAAGAAGGAUCUGACAUCCGGGUUGUUGAAUGCAGCAGCCGAGUUGUACCAGGCCGAGGAGGUCUUGAAAUUGAAGAGUGGCGAUGACAAGGAGAUUAACAUUGUCGAUCGAGAGGCACUAUGGCAGUAUGAGAAGCUCCGGGAAAAACUGUCCCAGCUCGACGAAGAUGCCGACAUGGAGACAAGCUUCUUCGCUUGGUUUGGCUUCCGUGGCGCUGUCAAUGCGACAGACAAGGGAAAAUCAGUGGACGCAAACGGUCUUGACGGCGCCGAGGAGGAGGACGAAGAUGAUGACGAAUUCUCCGAGUUGCUCGAGGUCGAAGUGUUCCCCGCUGGUGAAGAGGUUGCCAUUGCUUUGGCUGAGGAACUGUGGCCAGACGCCAUAGAUUAUUUCGUGUCAGCCCAAGAAGAGGUCGCCGACGAUUUUGAUGGAAUGGACGAGGGUGAGCCGUCUGAUGACGAGAAUGCGCCUGAGCUUGUUGAAGUGGCGGAGGAUGAGGAUGAGGAUGACGCCGACCAAGACCGACCGCACAAGAAACAGCGCAAGGCUUGAGGAGAUGUCGUGCGUCGUUGUAAUGUCCUUGUAUUGUGCACAUUAGUAAAUGAAGAUAUGGGUCCAAAAGUCGUUGGGAGUUUGCAUGGUCGGAUCUUGGGGUGUCUUGUCGCUUUGAUGGCAAACUCCGAUGGACUUUCGAGAGAGAUGGCAAGAUAGAUUACUAGUGGGGAAUGAGAACGUUGAACA